UCCAGCGCGCAGACGCGGCGGUGGCGGAGAUCGGGCGGAGUCAGCGCUCGGAUCGUCUCCUCUCGUCUCUUCCUGUCCCGUCCGGAGCCGCAGUCGCAGCCGCAGCCGCAUCGGCCCCAUCUUAACAUCACCGGCUGCAAGAGGACGAGCAGGAACAGGGUGGAGAGUGUUGGCCGGAGACCUGACGCCGGAGGAGGGAAGCAUUGCCAGUGUUAACCGUGCCAGUGCCGACUCUACCGACGUAGAUCUGUGCAGUGAGGAGUGCCGAGGUGUCCCGCACCACCCUGGGCCAGGGCGUUGACUCCGCUUGGAGCCGCUGGCGAUACUCUUGCAGAGAAGGAAGGAUGCAAGGACAGGCGGCUGGGACAGUCUGCAUCUAGAACGGCCCUUCUACACGUCCCGCAGUGUAGGGGCUGCUCCUGGUGCUGGACACCUGGCACAAUAAACGUUUGGUGCCCAGUUCUGGGCUGCAGCCGUGCUGACCGCUGCCUGCCGCGCGAGGCUCGGGGACCUGUCCACACCACCCCACCUUGACAUCCCGCCCUGCCUAUCUCAGCAUGCUAUCCCCGGGUGGGGGCGGUCAAGGGCACGCCCAGGCCCGUUAAUGCUUCACCCUGAACCCUGGCAGCGGUGGCAAUGCUCACAGUCUCCCCGUAAUACCCUCCCCUGACCCACCAGGCCUGGGACAGUGACCCCUCGGCACCUCCCUUCCCCUGUUUGGGUUGACUCUCUCUGUCUCUUUCACUCACACACACACACAUACAAAGACACACAGACAGAAACACGGAGACACACACACAGGUACAGAUACAUAGGCACAGACAGACACAUACACACACAGACACACACACACAGAUACAGGCAGACACACACACACGCACACACACAGAUAGAGGCUGACACACUCAUACAGACACACCCACAGAUACAGGCAGACACACACACACACACUCACACACACGCACACACAGAUAGAGGCAGACACACUCAUACAGACACACCCACAUAUACAGGCAGACACACACUCAUACUCACACAUACACACACACAGAAAGAGGCAGUCACACCUACACACAUCCUCCACACUCUGGCAGAGGGGGCAGGAGGGAGGCAUGGUUGACUUUGCGCUGACGGUUUGACGGGACCCUCUGGCUAUGUGAGGGUGGGCUGAGCUGGGUGAGCGUGCCCAGGCAGCAGCUCGGGGUUAGUCACCGGCCGCCCCCCGUGCCUGGGCUGGGUGGGGGGGGGGGGGCAGAGCCGGCCAUGGCGGAGCACAGUGAGCUGCUGGCGGAAAUGCCACUGGUGGGCCGAAUGACCACACACGAGCGGCUCCGGCAUGCCCACAAGAGGCGCGGGCAGCAGCUGAAGAAGUGGGCGCAGUGCGAGAAGGAGGCGCAGGGCAAGAGAGCCAAGCUGCGCAGGAAGAGCGGCAACCGCCCCACAAAGAGGAUCCGCUUCCCCGACAACGUGCGGCUGCUGGAAGCAGCGUCUCGCAAUGACGCCCAGGAAGUUGGGCAAUUAUUGCAGGAAGGAAUAUCCGCGGACUUGUACAAUGAGGAUGGUUUGACUGCACUGCAUCAGUGCUGCAUCGAUGACUAUGCAGAGGUGGUGACGCUGCUGCUGGAGGGCGGAGGCACGGUGAACGCAUGCGACAGUGAGCUUUGGACCCCGCUGCACGCGGCGGCCACCUGCGGUCACCUGCACCUGGUGCAGCAACUCAUACAACAUGGUGCUGACCUGAUGGCCGUGAACGCAGACGGGAACAUGCCCUAUGACCUGUGUGAGGACGAGGUGACCUUGGAGUGCCUGGAGACCGCCAUGGCCCAGCAAGGUGUGACUCAGGAAAAGAUUGAUGAGUCCCGGAUGGCCACGGAGAGGUUGAUGGUUGAGGAUAUCGGGAAGCUGGUGGAGGCGAAGUCCGACUUGAACAGCCAGAAUGAAGUUGGUGCUUGCCUGCUCCACGUGGCCACGGCCAACGGCUUCUCGGAGGCGGCGGAGCUGCUGCUGACACACAAGGCCAGGGUGGACGUGAAGGACAGCGAUGGCUGGGAGCCCCUGCACGCAGCAGCCUGCUGGGGUCAGGUACACAUGGUGGAAAUGCUGGUGGGUCACGGUGCCAACCUCAACGCCAGGUCCUUCUUGGACGAGACUCCGUUAGAUGUGUGUGGGGACGAGGAUGUUAGGACCAAGCUGCUGGAGCUGAAACACCAGCGGGAUGCGGUGCUGAGGUCCCAGGACAGGCACCGGAGCGCCCUGCAGCGUCGAACGUCCAGCGCCGGCAGCAGAGGGAAGGUGGUGCGUAAGGUGAGCGUGACGGAACGCAGUAACCUGUACAGGAGGGAGCACCGGGACGAGGCCCGGGCCUGGCACCAGGCUGUGGGCACCACCCCCGACGAUGAGCCCGAGCCCAACAUCCCCCCUGCCCGGCACCUCAUGGCGGCCGUGCCCCAGGGAUCGGAGGUGGAGGAGGCCAGUGUCGGUAGCAGUGGCUGGGCGGGGGGCGAACCCCCCCUGCUGAAUGGAGCGGCACCGGGGGCGGGGGAGGGGCAGGGAGAGGGGACGCCUGCCCCCCUGGAGUCGGGGUUAUGUCAGGGUUCGGGGGAGCUGGCCCGCGACCUGUCCCAUCACACUCUGGCCGACCUCAAGAGGCAGCGCGCAGCCUCCAAGCUGCAGCGGGGGAUCCCGGGGGAGGAGCUCCCCAUCGGGGGUGGUCCGGACACCACCCCGUCCCACCCCCCCUCCGUCUACUGCACCCCCGCCAGCGGCGACCCCCCCCUGGUCCGCUUCAAGGAGCCGGUGGAGGAGGCACCCAGUGAGAAAUCCCACAGGUGCUGCCGGAUGAUGUGAGGGGAGGGGGUGGGAGGGGAGGAAGGAGCACCCAGAUGUGGGGCCGGGCAGACACCAUAGCCCCCACCCCUGAACUUGGCCCCUGCUCACUGCCUCCCCCAUCGUUGAUGGAGCCAAUGAUUCACAGAACCAGCGCCCCUCGUCUCCAGUCGGGACGUCCCAUACAGCGAUGGGAACACGGGAGCCGGGACUGGGACAGGAGCAGCAUUCACAUCACCAGCAGUGCCCAAUGGGGGCACAAGCAUCCCCCUCCCAGUGAGGGAAACUCACCAGCCUUCCCUGUCAGAAGCUCAGACACGAGGUUUCUGCUGUUCAACGGACAUCCUGGAGAUUCCUGAUCCCAGGAGCGUGUGACGGGACAGUGUAGAGGGGGCCUCACUCUGUGUCUGACCCCAGGGAGUGUGUGAUCAACUUAAGCCGGAAUGAGAGUUGUUCCAGUCGCCAGAAUCCUUAGUGUACUUCUGAGCAGAAAUAAUUUGUCUUAAUCAUGUCAAAAGAUAAAUAAAUGUAAUAUAUUCUGAUGUA
Amblyraja radiata (thorny skate) is the source of this 3372-nucleotide messenger RNA. It is a transcript of the gene ppp1r16a, whose product is annotated as protein phosphatase 1, regulatory subunit 16A. Gene Ontology annotation, cellular component: cytoplasm. Lineage: Eukaryota; Metazoa; Chordata; Chondrichthyes; Rajiformes; Rajidae. The record is from RefSeq and is a predicted model, not a curated record. The transcript is spliced from 12 exons. Gene Ontology annotation, molecular function: myosin phosphatase regulator activity; enzyme inhibitor activity; protein binding. The coding region runs from base 1264 to 2847 and encodes 527 amino acids.